AUGACGCGUACAGAAGAGACUCUUCCCGACGCCGCCGCUGCUGACAUCAAUGCCUUCGUCAACGCCGAAACGCGAGGAAAAAUACCAAAGCUUAUAGAACCCUCCUUUGUUAAAGACGCUAAAAUGUUCUUAACUAACGCCGUCUACUUCAAAGGCUUUUGGAAAUACCCGUUCAAGCCUCAAAGGACCCACAAGGACAAGUUUUUCGUAACCCCGGAAGAGUCUGUCCAAGUGGAUAUGAUGACGCAAACGGGAAGGUUCAAAUAUGUGGACUCGGAGAAGCUUCACGCCCAGGUGCUGGAGAUGCCCUACAGGGGUGACGCCAUGUCCAUGGUGGUGCUCCUCCCGCGAAGUGAGAGAGCCAAGGAGGUGGACAGGCUUGUCCAACGCCUGAAGCCCAAGGUACUCGCGUCCGAGUUGAAGGCGAUGCCCUCCGUCUCGCUGAGAGUCAAGUUUCCUAAGUUCAGCGUGGAGAGUACUCUCGGGAAUGAACUCAUUUCGACUCUAGGGAAAAUGGGAAUCCGUGACCUUUUCUCCUCCACCGCCGAUCUGACCAACUUCGCACCUAACGGAGGACUACAUGUGAAUGGAGGGAUGCACAAGGCCCUUAUAGAGGUGGACGAAGAAGGCGCAGAGGCGGCAGCGGCGACGGCGCUCUUUAUGUAUGUGUCUCGUCCAAGGCCUCCAAAGACGACGUUCACGUGCAACCGGCCCUUCGUUUUCUACAUUCAAGAUAACGAGGCGAACAACAUCCUGUUCAUGGGGUUUAUAGGGGUCCUUGAGGGUCCUCUGCUGGACCUUGUUAUCAUUACGAUGAAAUGUCGGCUCUCGCGGUCUCUCUGCGAUGUAUAUCAGCGUGAGUCCCAGCCGCCUCUCAGUAGUAGGUGA
Penaeus vannamei (Pacific white shrimp) is the source of this 888-nucleotide messenger RNA. NCBI's taxonomy places the organism in Eukaryota, Metazoa, Arthropoda, Malacostraca, Decapoda, Penaeidae. The record is from RefSeq and is a predicted model, not a curated record.